This is a messenger RNA of Effrenium voratum, 2340 nucleotides long. The record is from the annotation of a GenBank genome assembly. NCBI's taxonomy places the organism in Eukaryota, Dinophyceae, Suessiales, Symbiodiniaceae.
GGCCUGUGAACUGGCCCACGCUGUGCUUCCUGGGCCUGGGGAGCGCUUCCGUGGAGCUCUUCAUCGCUCUGACGCGGCUCUUUCCUGAGCUCCAGAUCGUACUCCUCGAGGUUCAGGACCCGAGGUACCUGGCGGUGGCGGCCAAGGAGCUCCUGGUGGAUGCGCGGCACUUCGCCAUGGCCACCCUGGACGACUUUGCCGAGGCACGGGAGCCGCGGAGGAGCUGUGAGGCCAUUCACUGGUCUCUCGACACUCCGGCCUUCUCCUUCUACAAGUACCGGGAGCUCUUCUACUCGGUGCCAUUCCCGCUGUCCUUCUUCAACCUGCAGGGCUGCACCCCGCCCUGGAGGUUGGACGGUCAGCCGACAGACAGGUACUACUGCAAGUAUCUGUCGACGACUUAAGUAUACGACCUUCAAGUCGACCAUCUGCGGCAAGAUCAACGAGAAGAAGUUCGCCAGCUAUAUGGGGCAGGACCUCUACUUCCCCAUGGUGGACUCGGGCUGCGGGUACAACGUCUGCUUGUGCUACGCCCACUCAGAUGCUUUUUACGACUCCAGCUUGGAGCUUCUUUGCAAGAAGGACAGCGAGGAGCGCUUCAUGGGCCAGUGGGGCCAGGACGAGUUCCUAGCGCGGAACGUCUUUCGGGCAGAGGAGCGGCGCGGGACAGGCAUUUAUGUGGAUGUGGGAUCUGCGCACCCCUACCACCUCUCCAACACCGCGUACUUCGACAUGUGCAUGGGCUGGCGAGGUGUGUGCUUGGAGCCGAACCCCCGACUCAAGCACAUCAUCCGCGGUGUGAGGACCUGCGGCGUGGUUGAUGCGUGCGCCUGGGCCAACGAGACCACCAUGAAGUUCGCCCAAGGCCUGGAGCUCGCGGCGCGGACCACCGAGGAUUUGAAGCCCUCCAUGCCCGGGGAGCACCCGAGCGACCUGACUCCCUCCGAGACCUUCUUUGAGGCGCGGUGCGCGCCGCUGCACCAGCUGCUGAUGGAGGGCCUCGUGAAGGUGCUGGAGGACGAUGAGAUCCAAGACAUCGUGGACGGCCGGAAAGUGCCGCGCAUUGAUUUGCUGUCAGUGGAUGCGGAGGGGGCGGAGCUGGAGAUCUUCAAGGUCUUCCCCUUCGAGGUCUGGGAUAUCCGCUGCCUGGUGGUGGAAACCAGCAGGAGAACCUCCAUGGCCAUCGACAGCCUGCUGCUGCCCGCAGGCUUCGUGAAGGUGGCGGUGCUGGGCAAGGACGCGGUGUACGUGAGCCGCGCGCAGCUGGCAAGCUUGCCGGAGAGGUUGAAGCUGCCAGAGACCAUCAUGUGGAACGAGCCCGGGUCGGACUCCGACACCAUCGAGUAUCGCAGGUUCCAGCGCCUCUUCGGCGUGGACGGGGACUUGGACCUGGACGUGGGCGACCAGCGCUUGCUCAACGAGACGGAGCUGGAGAGGCAAGCAGAGCGCCAGGAAGCCAAGGAGAAGGCCCGCAUGCGGGCGAGCCUGAAGCUGGCCACCUCCGCCUACGUGGGUGGCGUCCUCUCGGAGAAGCAAAAGCUGCUCUUAGAGGAUGAGGCGGUGCAGGAGUUGUUGGAGGACGCGCAGGUGAAGCGGGCCUUGAUCCUGAUGCACCAGGAUUAUCCCUUGUUCUUCUCGGAGCUUCGCGCCAGCCCGCGGCUGCAGAUCUACAUGAAGCAGCUCAUCGAUCUGGGAAUGGUCAUCCACGAUGAAGUCGAGGAGUUCCUGAACAAAGGGAUUGACCCGGAAGUGAAAAGGUACAGCUCCGCCGACGUGGCCCGCGAGCUGCAGCGUGGCCAGGACUUCUACCGGAAAGAUGCGCUUGGGUCGGACUUCCUGGCGUUGGACAACAGCCAGCAGGAGCAGCACUACCUGGCCUCGAUGAGGAACAGCGUGGCGCACCCCGACUUCCUGCCGAUGGGGGGCCAGCAUCAGCCCGCUCCGGAGGCCUACGGAGAGCAGUGCCUUUGCGGGAACUUCUACACGGAAGACUCAGCGUUCUGCCGGAAGUGCGGGCGGCGGCGAGCCGCCUCGCAGUCCCCCUCUCCGGCGGCGACGGCGGCGGCGAACGCUGCGGCGAAUGCGGCAAUACGGGCGUCCUUGACGUCACAGGACAUGGGCACGCCCUUCGACACCAGCUCCAUGCUUAGCCCGCAAGAGCUCCAGCGCUUGUACCAAGAUGCCUCGGAUGUGCAGAUCAAGGAUGGCCAUAUGGUGAGCUCAAAGGUGAUUGACAAGCAGGAAAGCCGCAAGUCAAGUUGCCAUCAGAUCCCCGCGCAGAGCGGUCCGCUCUCCAAGAAGAGGUGCCAUAUUGCGGCGGCACGCGUGGUCUUUGCCUAG